UUGGGUAGGGCGAUAUAUUAUUCCAAACUCCUCCCUCACGGAUCCACCUUUUUCUCCGAAGCUCCGGAGCUAUGGAGCUGAGUGUAAAUAAAAGAAUAAGGAAUAUAGGUAUUGUGGUGGCGGUGGUGUUAAUCCUCAUCACCGUUAUCCGUCUCUAUCACCCGCUCCUCCCCACCUACACAGCUUCCGUGGUCUCCAGCUACAGGAGUUGGUCGUCCUCAGGAAUUGCGCCAGCCUCAUACCAUGCACAAGACGACAUUCAAAUAACAGACGAUCAGGAAAAAUGCGAUAUCUUCACGGGGGAAUGGGUUCCCAAUCCGGAGGCUCCGUAUUACACCAACAAGACUUGUUGGGCAAUCCACGAGCACCAGAACUGCAUGAAAUACGGGCGGCCCGAUUCCGGGUUCAUGAAAUGGAGGUGGAAGCCGGACGGGUGUGAUUUGCCGGUUUUCAACCCGUACCAGUUCUUGGAUAUGGUCCGGGGCAAGAGCAUGGCCUUUGUUGGAGAUUCGGUGGGGAGGAACCAAAUGCAGUCCAUGAUAUGCCUCUUGUCCAGGGUGGAAUACCCGAUCGACGUCUCCCCAACUCCCGACGAGCGCUUCAAGCGCUGGAGAUACGAAACUUACAACUUUACUUUCGGCUAUUUCUGGUCACCGUUCUUGGUCCGAUCCGAGAAUCGAGACUCCGACGGCCCCACCCACACCGGCCUCUUCAACCUCCAUCUCGACGACUUCGACCAGUCAUGGACCACCCAAAUCGACGACUUCGAUUACGUCAUCCUCAACGCCGGCCACUGGUUCACUCGCCCCGCCGUCUACUACGAGAACAGCCACAUCGUCGGGUGCCGGUUCUGCCAGCUCCCCAACAUCACCGACCUCCAAAUGACCUACGGCUACCGCCGCGUCUUCCGGACGGCUUUUAAAGCUAUCAACGCCAGAGAGAAUUUCAAGGGCGUGACAUUUCUGCGGACCUUCGCGCCGUCCCAUUUCGAGAACGGGUUGUGGAACGAGGGAGGGAAUUGCCUGCGGCAGCGGCCGUUCCGGAGCAACGAGACGCUCCUGGAGGGUUUGAAUUUGGAUCUGUACAUGAUUCAGUUGGAGGAGUUCAGGGCUGCGCAGAAGGAGGGGAAGAAGAAAUUUAGGCUGCUGGACACGACGCAGGCCAUGCUUCUGAGGCCGGAUGGGCACCCGAGUAGAUACGGGCAUUGGCCCAACGAGAAUGUGACGCUCUACAAUGAUUGCGUGCACUGGUGCUUGCCAGGGCCCAUUGAUUCUUGGGCUGAUUUUCUGCUGCACAUGAUAAAGAUGGAGGCCCGCAGAACGUACAAGGAAAAACUCCUACAGCAUCAGAAGAAAAUGCAGUGAAAUUCGGCAUUUCUUUUCCGGGCAUGUUCGUUGAUAUUCUUUUUGUGGAAAUUUGGUUUUUUGAAAAAGAAUGGGAAAAAUGUAUUUAGAAUAAUCUGUAUUUUUGUUACUGCUAUUAGGUAUAGGUGAGUUUAUUAUACUAUGAUGGGAUUAUGUUAUUAGCCCUGAACGAAAUAAAUAAUUGAAUAUUAGAGUUAUCAAUCA
This is a messenger RNA of Sesamum indicum (sesame), 1568 nucleotides long. Its product is annotated as protein trichome birefringence-like 19. Gene Ontology annotation, cellular component: Golgi apparatus. The record is from RefSeq and is a predicted model, not a curated record. Gene Ontology annotation, molecular function: O-acetyltransferase activity. Lineage: Eukaryota; Viridiplantae; Streptophyta; Magnoliopsida; Lamiales; Pedaliaceae.